Spirodela intermedia is the source of this 6882-nucleotide messenger RNA. The record is from the annotation of a GenBank genome assembly. Lineage: Eukaryota; Viridiplantae; Streptophyta; Magnoliopsida; Alismatales; Araceae.
AUGGAGACGUCCGGGGGGAGCACGGGUUCGAACAGGAAUGCAUCAGGUGGCGUGGGUGCCGGUGCUAAUGGCGUUGGACCAUCGAGGCGAUACGCGAGGCAGUUUUCACCUUCUAAUUUCAUUCGGGCUCCUAUUUCUAUGAUCCUAGAGUAUUCUGGUAUCCUACGCCGGCCGAAUCAUCCCGAGCACGAGAGUUUGAUCGAUGGAGCUUCCUCGGACUCGCGGGAUCAUACGUCUAGGCGGCCGGCUGAUGCUCCGGUCUCUGGCAUCGUCGGAGGAGAGGUCUCCAUACGGAUUAUAGGCUCAGCUGACCAAGAUAGUCUAAGGGCCCGCAGUCCUCAGCUGUUGGUCGCGGGUCAAGGAAGAGAUGGUAUUUCAGGAGAUUCUGGGUCACAGCAAGAGUCGACACCUACAGGCUUUGAUCGUCAGGGUGUCGACGUUGGGAAUGAGGGGGGAGUACUUGAGGGAUCUUCGUCACCGUCAAGUUCUUCUGAAAGUUCUGAAAGUACAGAAGGUGAAACAGGAAACAGUGCUGGAGGGAGCAACAGGGAUUCAUCAUACCAGAGAUAUGAUAUACAACAAGCUGCAAGAUGGAUCGAACAGAUUCUCCCGUUUUCAUUACUCCUGCUAGUGGUGUUCAUCCGGCAGCAUUUGCAAGGUAUUUAUUCCUUGUUUAUACGACUUAACUAGGUUUUGGUUCUGUGCCUCCUGGACACAAAACUUCAGUUAGUUAGCUAAAAAUGUGCUCCUUUUUAUCACUUUAUGUGCCUUUUUUCCUUCUACUGUCAGAUAAUGUGAAAACUUCAAACUGGGCUCUUUAAGUUGAUGUGAACCCGGAUAUUCAACUUCUGCGAUAUAACUGUCUUUGGUGCAUUGUCGCAUUCCUACCAAAUUAUUCUGGUCUUAUUCCUCUACGUGGAAGCAUUAGAACAACCGAAAAGAGCUAGCUUCUAAAACCCCAGUGAACCAUGACCUUUAAAGGGCCGGCUCACUGGGUUCUUAGAUGCUCUUAUAUGAGCAUUAGAAGCAAUAGAAGUUCAAUUGAACCCUGUCGGAGGUUUUAUGAUCAAAAUUGCAACGCUCUACCACCUAUACUAGUUUACGAAUCUGAUACUGUCUGUAGCCUUGGAACUACAUGAAGAAAGAUCAAAGAGUACUUGUAAUAAAAUUUGUGAGAAGCAACAUGAAGAAAUUUAACAUUGCAGUUAUUUUUACCACGAUUUUUGGUGUCAAAUGUUUGCCUAGGGGAAAAUCUUGUACUUAACCAUAUUUUUUGCACAGGAUUCUAUGCGUCAGUUGGUCUUUUUUUAUUCGUUCAGCCGCUUGUAUCACAUACUUUAAGUUUAUCUUCCUUUAAACAUGACGUAGGCAAACUGAAAUCCAGUGGAAACAUUCGAAUAUUUCCUUGGUUUUUUUUUUCUGAUUGUAUUGAUUCGGUCAAUCCUAUCCAGAUCCAGAUCUGAUUGCACGUUUAAGAACCUGAUGCAACCCAUCCACAAGACAUAGGCUAGCAUUUGUGCGAUGUUUACUAAUUACUUGUCAUAGCUUUUAUCAUAAAAGUAGGAUAUCUGUCAAAUCGUCUGGGGUGCUCUGAGAAUUUUUUUUAACGAACCUCAUCUGUCUUCUGAUUGGUUUUGAUGAUCAUCAUUAGCCCAAUAUUUGUUGAUCAUCCACUGCUGGAACCUUCAUAUCAUUGUAGUACAUCUGGUGUCCAUCUUAGAUUGUUGGUUCCUAGUUUGUUUGUUGCUGAUCUUUCUUCUGUACCGUUCUUCGGUAUGCUAAUAUGUUUUCUUUAUGGAAAACCUUACACAGGCUUCUUCGUUACAAUCUGGAUCGCUGCAGUGUUGUUUAAGUCAAAUGAUAUCCUGAGGAAACAGACAGCACUAAAGGUGGUGUGCCAAACUUUAGUACUUUGUACGGAUUCUUGUGUUGUUGUACUACGUUGCUCAUCCCUGCCAUAUUGAUGCUCGCUCUAUUGAUCAUUAGCUAUACUUGGAUGAAUAUUAUUCGUCUUUUGGUUGAACGAGACUUUCUGAGCAUUGUUUAAUCUUUUCUUCAUUUUGCUGAAGCUUACCAUCGGAGUCCUUUUUAAUUGCCUACAGGGUUCAUUUCUGCUUUUAAUGAGCACAUCAUAAUUGUAAACAUUCACCAAACCUCAAAAAAAGACUGUUUCGCCCCGUCUAUUCUGCCCUAGAUCACACUGAUAGUUUCCAAUUAGUUUGACCUCUUAAUCUUUGCGGCCUUUAUGCAUGCUCUUGAAUCAUCUUUUUCCUUGAUUUUUUUGUGAGUGGAAAAUUCUGAUCUUAAUCCGCAUAUUUUCAUGGGAUUUGGAGAAUCUCUAGUUGUUUCUUGGCCAGUUCAAUCUCAACCUUCGUUCAGAUUGAUCCAAUAUCCAUUUCUACUCUGACUGCGUUCCGACAGAAUUAAAAGAAUAAACUCAGAGAAGAAUGGGUUGCUAUAGACAUUAGCAGAUGAAGAGUGUUAGUUUUAACAUAAGCUAAUAGAAAAAUGGGUUGCUGAAUGUCUAGGAAGCUCAUUAAUUAAAUGCUGAAAUUGUCCUGUUUCAGUGGCUCAAAUGCUCUCACUCUUUGACACAGCUAUCUGUUUCUUCUUUUCUAGUUCGAAAAACCCUCAUGAUGCAAUUCAGUUCUGCUUUCAUACUGUUGAGUUGAUUUUCAUCCAGAAAUUCUCGGCUGGCUUCUUAAACCUGGAUGAGUGAUCAUCUAUUUCAUUGUUCUGCUUUCCAUGCUUCCGGUCAUCCAUUUAAUUUUCCAAAAGUUCCUUGGGAAUAGACAGGUGAAGACAUAGAAAAUAUGCUCUCUAUUUUUUGUUUCAGAGCUGCACAAAGGAGUUGCUGACGUACCUCUUUUUUUGAGCUGAUUGAGCCAAAACUAUCGACGAAAACAUUUAUGCGUGAAGGUGUCUUUUAGGUGCAGAAAUGUUUCGGUAUCUUCUAUGAUGUAAUCAUAUUCUCGCCUAAGGAUAUGACUGAGAAUGAUCACAUUAGAGUUUGAAUUUCUUUCUGGACAGUGCACUGCAUCUGUCUCAGUUUGGUGUAACAAUCCCAAUAGUUGUUUGAUGGCUUUCAACACAUUGUUCUUGAUCUCUACUUUCAAUGAAUACCAUACUUACCAACGUAGUCAUUUUCAGUGGCCUGUGUCUCGCUCAGCAGCGAACCAUAUUGGAGGAAAACAUUGCUUGAUUGUUAUUUACAUUCCAAUUAUCCUCCAAAAAUCUUGUUUAUUGCCCCCACGUUCUGAUACGUUGAAACUGUUGUAAUUUUCGAUCACCUUCAUAAGUAUAUAUGCUUCAGAUGCUGGAGAAAAAAAAUCUUGAACAAAAAUUGUUCAACUCUGUAUCUGCUGCAAGGAUCUUUUUUGAUGUUAGUAGUUCCGUUGAGGAAGCCAAAUCUGACAGUUUUCUCCUAUCAACACGGCCUGUCUCUUGUUAACUAAUUAGGGUUCUAUUUUGAUUUUUUAGUAAACAAUGUUUACACUUCACCUAUCCUCAAAGAAUCAUUGUCAUUACUUCGACGAUCUGAGAUUCUGUUAUUACUUGUGCGAUUUUUGAUUUCUUUGGUCCAGUUUUCUUCAUCGUGUCACUGGAGGACAAAGAUGCUGUAUAGGGUGUCUUUUUGAGAGCUAGUGAUUUAGGCACUUAUACAUAUUUCUUCUUCUUUCAAUGAUGUUGUCGUGCUUCAGAAUAAUCUGAGUGUAUUCUUGGGUGUGUCAAAGAGAAGAAAAAAUCUUGAAUAAUAUUUACUUCAGAUUCAACUUUGCUGAAAGGAUUCCUUUCAAUGGUAUCACUUUAAUUGAGAGUGGUAAACCUGAGGUUUUCUGAUAUUGACCUGUCAGUGCUAACAAAGAUUCACAAUUUCUGUGUCAUAUUUCACGGGUUUCUAGUGAUUUAUGUAGUCAAUUGUAGAUCUUCAAUUAUCAAAAUAUUAACAACUGUAUUCAUAUCAAUUUAAUUUCAAAAUAUCGUGAUCUUUAUUUCAAAAAAGGUGACCUUUGUCUUACUGGAGCGGUCUUUGUGAUGCGUUUAUGUACACGAGUUUUUGUAAAGCUUCUCAUAUGAAGGAAGAUAGAAUACAUGUGCUACACUAACUAUCAGUUGAUUAAAAAAUAGUAUAAUAAAUGUCUCAAUAUAAUGUUAGAUUCCUCCAACAGUUGAAUUAAGUUGAAAAGAAAUCUAUAUUGAUCAAAGAUCAAGAGAAGCAAAGAAGGGUUGUGUAUCUUUAUGUGCUGGUGAGUGGUGAUCUCUUCUUGAAAGAAGAAUGUCCUUUGGUGCCUUUUAAAGUUUUUAAGUUCAAGCAACCGCCAUUGGCCUAAUUAUUUGUGUUCUAGUUUUGUCAGUGUCCCACUAGAAACUCAACGAUUGAUUUGACAACUAAAACUGAAAAGUAGUAAUAAUUAUCCGAAAUGAAUACAAGGGAACCUAUAUAUCAUAAUCAACACAUCUGGAGAAAAGUAUGGUGACCUUGGUAUAUUGGGUUGUGUCUUCAUUGUCUUUAUGUGUUUUUUAUGCAUGGACUAAAUUGACAAAAGAAAAAAUGAUUAUGUUGUAUUGAAGCCACGCGGUUGUGCUCCAUACCCAAAUUCACAUGAGCGUCAUCCUUUCCGCUCAUAUGUUGUAUUCAAAUUUCAUCAGUUUCCCCAUAGCUAGCGAACAGAGUUAACCCUCUAGAGAGAAUUUGAGAACAUAAAACGUAUUUUUGUCAUAAAUUUAAUAUGUUUUUUUCUCUGAUUGUUGGUCGUGCUAGGUAUUGAUUGUCAGAAUUCAUCUGUUCUUCACGUUUGCACAAUACACACAUCAAUAUUAUAAUGCUUCUAUUGCUAUUAUUUUCAGGGUGAAAGAAAAAUGUCCAUUCUUGUUGGCAUCACGAUUCUUUUCACGCUUCAUGUGGUUGGGGUCUAUUGGUGGUACAGAAACGAAGGUGUCCUAUACCCUCUAGCCAUGCUUCCACCGAAAGAAAUUCCACCGUUCUGGCAUGUCAUAUUCCUCAUCAUGUUGAAUGGUACGUCAUCUUUCUUGCUGCUGUAAUUUUUCCUACAUGCUGUAGCUGUAAUGCGUCUGUGAUUGAAUUUAUUUUCAGGCUAUCUUUACUACUUUGAAAUCUUUCGAUUGAAGUAACUUCUUAACCUUGAUGUUGAUUGCCGACGGAAAUAGAGAUAAACAGUCAAUUAUACAGACAUAAAUUGAAUAAAAGUUGCUUUCCAAAAGACAUAAGGGUCCCAGAAGAAGAAUGGAUAUUUAGACAUUUUUCAACCGCCCUGAUGAUACUCUCUAGAUUUUAGUGGAUCAUAGCUCAGAAUGAUACUCUCUAGAGUGCUUGCAUGAUUAAAAAACCUUUAGCACAAUUUAAUUUUUAUUUAUGCGCUUCCAUGAAAAUGGGAAAAAUGCAACUAAUUAAUGAGCCUACUAGUUUUGUUGUAUAGGACAAAUGUUACAUGAUUUUAAUGUGCAUAUCCAAAAGGAAGAAUCACCUUUCUUUCUGUGUCUAUAUCACCUUUGUGUCAAUUUAUUUUUAUGUCCUUAAUUCAUUUAUUUUGCAAGUAAUCGAUUCAUGGGUCGUAUCACUCUCAUUUUUUCGAUGUGCAUGAAUGAGGAUGCGGAUCCUAAGAAAAGAGUGUUCUAGGCAAUUAUAGAAAAGAUGCGGAUCCUAAGAAAAGAGUGUUCUAGGCAAUUAUAGAAAACUAGAGGGGAUAAUCUGCGAGGGAAGCAUGACAAUUCUGUGAUAGAACUCUCAUCAGAAAUAUCAUGCAGCCUGAUUUUUUAUGGAUGUUGAUCAAUGAUUCGUUUUAUAUGUUGACUGUCAGAUACGAUGGUGAGACAGGCGGCCAUGGUCUUAAAGUGCCUGCUGCUGAUAUAUUACAAGAACGGCAGGGGACCUAACUACCGAAGACAGGUGAUUAAUUUCUACUUUUGUGGUUCGCCAUCUUUAUUUUUUUCAUUUUAUUCCACCUGGUCUAUUCUCUGAAUGCUGUUUCCUGCAUACCUUUAGCUCGAUCUGUUUUUCUAUGAGAACCCUCGUAGUAGUAGUUUUCUGUGCAGCAGGGAUCCCAAUUGACUGCAAUCCUUCGUGCUCGUUUGGGUUGACAGAUUUCUCUUCUCACGGCAAUAAUGAGUCUGUUGUGCAAUUUCUAGGGGCAAAUGCUCACUCUGGUGGAGUAUCUCCUUCUACUGUACCGUGCUCUGCUUCCGACCCCGGUUUGGUACAGAUUCUUCUUGAACAAAGAGUACGGGAGCCUGUUUUCUUCUCUCACCACAGGGCUCUAUCUGACCUUCAAGCUGACUUCCGUCGUUGAGAAGGUCGUCUGCUCAAAUGGGUCACAUCUCAGAAUUUUAUUCGAUAUGGUGUAAUAUCAUUCCGGAGGAAGUUGACCAACUCUCUCGAUGCUGCUCCUCGUUCAGGUCCAAUCCUUCAUUGCGGCACUGAAGGCGUUAUCGCGCAAGGAAGUGCAUUACGGGUGUUACGCCACUACAGAGCAGGUGAGAUCGUCAUUCUUCUUAGUGAGAUCCAAGAAUCCUGGUGGCGCCGCCACCGCCGGAGGGCUUACGCCGUCGAGUGGUGGUGCGUACAGGUGGUAGCGGCCGGCGAUAUGUGCGCCAUUUGCCAGGAGAAAAUGCACGCGCCCAUCCUGCUCCGGUGUAAACAUAUUUUCUGCGAAGACUGCGUCUCUGAAUGGUAGGCCCCCCUUCGCCUGCUGCGUCUCCGGCCGGCGUGAUGAGCCUUCCCCUUCCUCCUUCAUGUGGUUGCUCGUUUUCUCUCGCAGGUUCGAGCGGGAGCGGACGUGCCCGCUGUGUAGGGCCACGGUGAAGCCGGCGGAUCUCCGCUCGUUCGGCGACGGCUCGACCAGCCUGUUCUUCCAGCUGUUCUGA